This is a messenger RNA of Prosopis cineraria, 675 nucleotides long. RefSeq lists its product as uncharacterized. NCBI's taxonomy places the organism in Eukaryota, Viridiplantae, Streptophyta, Magnoliopsida, Fabales, Fabaceae. The transcript is spliced from 6 exons. The coding region runs from base 1 to 675 and encodes 224 amino acids. The record is from RefSeq and is a predicted model, not a curated record.
AUGCCUGCAGACUAUUUGCGAGGGUUGAUUUUUGAACCCAUUGAUGCCAACUACCCGUUGCCCAUUCCAACCUUAGAUGCAUUUACUGUUGGAAAAGCAAUGCUUAUCAGCUUUGACCAAAGCAUGUACGGCAGAGAACAACACGAUGUGGUUAGGGUUGAAAUAGUCAAUGAAGUCCUCAAGCGAAUUUCGAUUAGCCAAAACGUGGUUCAUUUUUAUAUGAGAUACUUAUAUGAAAAUUUUAUCGCCCCUGGUGAUCCUGCGUUAAAAUUUAUCUUUGUUUGUCCUCAUGAUGUCUCUCCUCAUCACAACAUCACUACCAAGGUGCGGUAUAGCCAAGCUCAAACAUUAGCAAAGUACUUUGAGGCAAAAAACCCUACUGCAGGGAUGUUAUUUCUGGCUGUGAUGCUUUAUCGCACUAAAAAGAAUUUGCCUGUACCAUUAAGGUACAAGUCAUAUGAUCUAGGCUACCCUAAUUGGAAGAUAAUAAAGUGCCCACGACAAAUAGCAUAUAGUGAGGACUGUGGAUAUUGCGUCAUGAGAUUUCUUAAAGACAUCAUCACUCAUGGGCUGACUCUAAUCCCCCCUGCGUAUUAUCUUGAUUCUUAUUAUGACGAAUUAGGGGAUUAUCACAUCAACGAAGUUAUUGAGGAAUGGUGUGAGUACAUUUUUUAG